Trichosurus vulpecula (common brushtail) is the source of this 960-nucleotide messenger RNA. RefSeq names its product olfactory receptor 5B2-like. Gene Ontology annotation, biological process: sensory perception of smell; G protein-coupled receptor signaling pathway. Gene Ontology annotation, cellular component: membrane. The record is from RefSeq and is a predicted model, not a curated record. The coding region runs from base 4 to 960 and encodes 318 amino acids. Gene Ontology annotation, molecular function: G protein-coupled receptor activity; olfactory receptor activity; odorant binding. Lineage: Eukaryota; Metazoa; Chordata; Mammalia; Diprotodontia; Phalangeridae. The transcript has a single exon.
CCUAUGGAGAAUGGCUCAGAGGUUAAUGAGUUCAUUUUUCUGGGACUAACAGACACCCCAGAGCUUCAAAUGCCCCUCUUUAUAACAUUCACCCUCAUCUACAUCAUCACACUGGUGGGGAACCUGGGGAUGGUAGCCCUCAUCUUUUGGGACUCCCAUCUCCACACCCCCAUGUACUUUUUCCUCAGUAAUCUCUCUCUGGUGGAUUUUGGCUACUCCUCAGCUGUGACUCCCAAGGUGAUGGCUGGGCUCCUCACAGGGCACAAGGUCAUCUCCUACAAUGGAUGUGCUACACAGUUGUUCUUCUUUGCAACAUUUACCACUGUUGAAAGUUUUUUCCUGGCUUCCAUGGCCUACGAUCGUCAUGUGGCUAUUUGCAAGCCUCUAUAUUAUACCAUGACAAUGACAUCAGGUGUGUGCACACGUCUAGCUGUUGGUUCCUACAUCUGUGGCUUUCUGACCUCCUCUGUGAGUGUAGGAGAUACCUUUAGCCUCUCCUUCUGUGGUUCCAAUAUAGUUCAUCACUUUUUUUGUGAUAUCACCCCUCUCCUGGCUCUUUCCUGCUCUGAUAUCCACAUUAAUGAGUGGGUGCUCUUUAUAUUAGGGGGAUUCAAUAUCUCUUUUGCCCUCAUGGUCAUCUUCACCUCUUACCUGUUUGUCCUCAUUGCCAUUCUGAGAAUCCAUUCUGCUGAGGGCCGGAAGAAAGCCUUCUCCACCUGUGCUUCCCACCUCACAGCAGUGUCCAUAUUCUAUGGGACGAUCAUCUUCAUGUACCUUCAACCCAGCUCGAGUCACUCCAUGGACAUAGACAAAAUGGCAUCUAUGUUCUAUACUAUGAUUAUUCCAAUGCUGAACCCUCUGGUCUACAGCUUGAGGAACAAGGAAGUCAAGUUGGCUUUCAGGAAGAGCAUCAGCUACUCCUUCCUGGGCAUCUCAUCUCUACUUCUCCCUACUGGGUGA